Molecule: messenger RNA, 390 nt
Organism: Salvelinus namaycush (lake trout)
Lineage: Eukaryota; Metazoa; Chordata; Actinopteri; Salmoniformes; Salmonidae
Product: cytochrome c oxidase subunit 7A-related protein, mitochondrial-like
Exons: 3
Coding region: 1-342 (113 amino acids)
Biological process (GO): mitochondrial electron transport, cytochrome c to oxygen; regulation of oxidative phosphorylation; mitochondrial respirasome assembly
Source: RefSeq, a predicted model, not a curated record
AUGUACUACAAGUUAAAUGCAGUUACACAAAGACUUAUCAAAUCGGCACCGAGUGGUUACAACCCACAGGGAUUGCGGAUAACAGUGCCCACGGAGCCUCCCCCAAUGAUAUUUGCCACACCCACCAAAUAUGUGUCAGAGGCAGGGAACAUGGUGGAGUACCUGGGACACAACAAAGUCCCUGAUCUACAGAAACUCUUCCAGAAGGCUGAUGGUGUCCCUGUGCACCUGAAGGGAGGCCUGAUGGACAAGAUGCUGUACAGGACUACCAUGGCCCUGACCAUCGGUGGGACCCUCUACUGCCUGAUGGCUCUCUACAUCGCUGCCCAGCCUCGGAAGUGAUCAGCUUCCUCCUCAAGGGUCCAGCAGGAUUCUAUAUCAUUCAGAUUA